CUAUCCACUACUUUGUUUACAUUCCUGAGCAAAAUGGCGGACGAAGCGCUUUCGAGAGCAGGUUUACACUUUGAUGAGUUGAAUAAGAUAAGAGUUCUUGAACCAGAAGUACAGUCGCAGACAACUGAACUUAAAGAAGAAUGUAAAGACUUUGUUGACAAAAUUGGAGAUUUUCAGAAAAUUGUCGGAACAUUUAUUGAAGUUGUAGACAAUGUUUCAAAAGAAGUUGAAAAAGAAAAAAUGAAGGCGAUUGGCUCAAGGAAUUUACUGAAAUCUAUUGCUAAACAAAGGGAGGCACAACAACAACAACUUCAGGCAUUGAUAGCUGAGAGAAAAAUGCAGCUAGAAAGAUUAAGAAUUCAAUAUGAAAAUUUACAGAAAGAAGAAAGUGAACAGAAUGAAUUUAUAGAACAGUUUAUUCUGCAGAAAUAGUUGUGAACCGUUUUCUAUGUUGUCAUAAAUUAUUGUGUUUCACGUCCAUUCCGUCCACCAUUUCAUAGAGGGUUGAUUUUAUUGUUGAUAUACCAGUAGAUAAUUUGUACUGUUUCUUAGAAGAAAAUGUGAUACAUGUGUAUAAAUAGGAUCAAUUUCACAAAAAAAUUAUUUUGUCCAAGUCCUCUUGGCAGUAAAUUUUGGCACAAGUUUUGAUUUGUAUACAUAUAUACAUGUCUUGAGGCAGUAAUAUACUUUAAAGGCAUUAAUGUAUAAUUUAUCUUUUGAUAUUUAUAGAUCUGAGAUGUUUAAUUUUCUUUAAAAAUCAUAUGAAAUUUCAUAUGAUUAUAGAACCAUACUGAAAAUUAUUAAGAAUGCAUUGCAUAUAUGCAUUGCAUACAGAUUUCAAAAUACUUAAAUAGUGGUGCACUGGAAUUGGUUUCAAGCCAUACUUCGGAUAAAGUAUUUCAAAGAAUAUAUGAAUGAGCAAUCCACUACCUUGCAGGAUUAAUGGUCUGCCAGAUAAAAUGUACUAAUGGACAGUGCCCCUUUAUUAAGGUCUUUAUCUUUUGUUGUUUACCUCAAGAAAACUGAAAUAAUGUAUGGAUUGUCAUCAGAGGUAUUCCUCCAUGUUUAAAGUUUGAAUACCGAAUGAAUAGAAGUAUUUCAAGAUGACAUAAUAACUAUCCUAUGUAUUCUUUUCCUAAUUUAAGUGAUAGUAAAAAAUUGCAAUUAUGUUGAGGGGUAAUAAUAGCUUUUUCUGACAAUAAAAAUAUAUAUUUAUACACUUGUGCAAGAAAAUUAAUUUAAACAGUGAUACUUUAAGCCAAGAAAAUUAUGCAGGAAAUUAUACAAAUUAAUUUAUUUAGAGACACCUUAAGACUAAGAAAUUAAAUCACUUGGUACAUGUAUCUAUUUUGUUCUUUUCAUUUCUCAUUCAUUAGCCGUCUUUUGAAUAUCAAUUAUCAUUUUAUUACUUUUUUCAUUGUGAUAAAAUAAUGUUGUAAAAACAUUGUUACUGGUACAUGUAUUUAAUUAAAAUAAUUAAAAAAACACA
Molecule: messenger RNA, 1489 nt
Organism: Ruditapes philippinarum (Manila clam)
Lineage: Eukaryota; Metazoa; Mollusca; Bivalvia; Venerida; Veneridae
Product: intraflagellar transport protein 20 homolog
Exons: 4
Coding region: 34-432 (132 amino acids)
Biological process (GO): intraciliary transport; protein localization to cilium; centrosome localization
Cellular component (GO): centrosome; Golgi apparatus; intraciliary transport particle B
Source: RefSeq, a predicted model, not a curated record